GCAUGAUCUUUUACUGUCUCAAAAUUUCAUCUUGAGUGAUCAUUUUAAUGUCAGUAGUUUUUUUUUUUUUUAAAAAAGAAAAAUUUGUUUUGGCAUUUUACGAGUUGGAUUUUCUUGGAUACCAAUUAACGUUUUUACUUUCUUCACAUGUGUUUUUGAGUCAAAAUCCGAAUUGGGUUUUCUUCCUUCUUCCUCUUCUUCUUCAUCUUCUCUCUUCCAUGUGUGUAAUCUGCAAGGUUUAAGGAAAUUGGACAUUAGUUUAAGAAGUAGUUGUCCAUGUUAAUCCAAAUGCUUUUUUUUUCUUCCCUUCAAAUGGGGAACAUUUAACUGAAAAUGACAUUGGCCCUCAUUAAUUUAAAGUUCCUCAAUUAUAACGGUUCCUCGUUUUAUUUUUUAUUUUUUUAUUUUGGGUUGUUUUCGCCCUUGUAAUUGCGUCACAUGAUUUGGUUAGUUUAAAAUCUAGUAGUACUUAAUUGUUUGAUGUGGUCAUACAUCAUCAUUAGAGUCACUUCUUUACUACUAGUCCCAUGUUUCUUUUUUUUCUUUUUUUUCUCUUUAUAAAGAAAAUACAUUUUUGUUUAUCAAUUUAUCAUCUUUUAGGAAAGUGUUAAAACUCUCAUCUUACUAAAAUCUUCCUUUUUCGACACACGCAAGGCAGCAACUGCAAUAAUACAAUGCCCCCAUUCAUUUUCCCAUCUAGCUUCCAUAUAUUAUUAGUAUUAUUAUACGCAAAAAAAGGCCUCUUUUUCAGUUUUUUCUUCCUUUUUCCCUCUUUUCAGUGCCGUAUGUAACCCAUGUCGCAAGUCACACAGUAGUGUUUUGUUGUCUAAUCAAUGAUUUUACUCUCCCUCUCCCCUAAUAAUUAUUCUAUUUAUAAUAUUCGGUGUUAUUUUAGUAUAACAAAGCGUUACAAUAAAUUUCGGAGGCAUUCUGUGUAACACAUUACUCCUUGGCCGGAAUUAUGUAGAACGGUUUUUUUGCCCCCUUUUGGCCGGAAUAAUUUAUUUAGUUCAAAAUUUCCUGCCGACCCUAUUAGUUUAAUUUGAUUUUUAAAAUUUUUUUAUUCUGCUAGUAUCAAUAGUUUAAACGAGUCAAACGUACGGUUGUCUACCAGUUUGUAGUGUAUGACCACAUUCCUACCUCAAUCGGAGCUGUAACCAUCAAUGAGAUUUCUAGAGUAAAUUGUUCUACGAUUCCAGCUAUUUGUUUACGUCAUCACCCAUGUUCUUGCUUCUGCCUUUAACAAUGAGAUAUUCAACAGUAUCAAAGGCUUAAACUGGCAAAAAGUGCAGUUGAAACACUGAAGCAAUGGUUAUGGAAUGAUCUUGCUAUGGCUAACGGCUAUGAUUCGGAAAGCAAAGCCUCUGUCUUGCAACUUCAUACCGCCUUGUCAAUCAGCUUCAUCGUCACAGAUUGGUUUACUAAUAUCCUCAUUUGGGCUAAUGUCCAUUGGUGCCGGCGGGAUAAGAGGCGCGUCCAUAGCAUUUGGUGCUGAUCAGCUGGAUAACAAGAGUAAUCCUAAUAAUCAGAGGGUUCUGGAAAGCUAUUUUGGCUGGUACUAUGCUGGCACAUUGAUAGGAGUCCUCAUUGCUUUGACUGGCAUCGUUUACAUUCAGGAUCAUAUGGGAUGGAAAAUUGGUUUUGGUGUUCCUGUAAUCUUCAUGUUCGUGUCGGCUUUGCUCUUCCUCCUUGCCUUUCGUUUGUAUAUCAGACAUCCGCCUACAACGAGCUUGUUCACUGGGUUCGCGCGUGUAAUUGUCGCCUCACAUAGGAAAAAGAAGCUUGCAUAUCCUCCUGCAGACUCAGUUAGGUACUAUCAUGAGAAGGGCUCCCGAUACACUGUGCCAACUGAUAGAUUAAGGUUCUUGAAUAAAGCAUGCAUUAUACAGAAUCCAGAAGAUGUUACACCAUCAGGGAUCGCUGUGAAUCCAUGGAAUCUUUGCACAGUACAGCAGGUUGAGGAGCUCAAAACACUCAUCAGAGUCAUCCCAAUAUGGUCAUCUGGUAUCAUGCUCUCCAUAAACACCACCCAAGGCACUUUUCCUGUACUUCAAGCUAGCACCAUGAAUAGACACCUUACUUCCGGCUUCGAAAUCCCAUCUGGCUCUUUUGGUUUGUUCAUGGUCAUAACACUAACGCUUUGGGUUCUCCUGUACGACCGCGUACUCCUCCCUUUCGCAUCAAAGAUCAGAGGAAAACCAGUCCGCAUCAGUCCAAAAUUACGGAUAGGAAUAGGCUUGUUUCUCUCAGCUAUAACCAUGUCUGUUUCGGCUAUAGUUGAGCAUGUUCGCCGAAGGAAAGCCAUUGAGCAAGGAUUACUCAACAAUCCACAAGGAUUAGUACACAUGUCAGCAAUGUGGCUUAUACUACAAAAUUGUUUAGCAGGAAUAGCGGAGGCAUUCUGUGCAAUUGGCCAGAUUGAAUUCUACUAUACAGAGUUCCCUAAGAGCAUGUCCAGCAUUGCAGCUUCGCUAUUCGGGUUAGGCAGCGGCGUGGCUAACUUGCUGGCAGCUCUAAUUCUGAACCUUGUGGAUAAAUACACCAAAGGAGAAGGGAAAGAGAGUUGGGUGUCAAGUAAUAUAAACAAAGGCCGUUAUGAAAGCUACUAUUGGCUUCUGGCCAUCAUGAGCUUUGUUAAUGUGGUUUACUAUAUCCUUUGUAGCUGGCUUUAUGGACCUUCUGCUGAUGAAAUAAUCCAAAAAGAUGAAAAUGAUGGUGAAGAAGAAAGGGGUUCCGAAGAACCAUUCUUGCCAGAAGAAUCGCCGGUCCGAGUAAAGCCAGCUGCGGCUUGAUUUAAACUACUAGCUUGGUAGACUGAUUGAUUUUGGUGGUGUUCUUAUCAGUAUGGUUUGCAUAGUUAACGUAUACAGAAUAUAUACCUAUGUAAUGUGUAUAUGCCUUCUUGUGUCAGAAAAAUUUGGCGGGUACUUCAACUUCAAGCUAUUAUUUUAUGAAUAUAUCUUGAUGAUUUUUAUUACAAUUGUUGCAAGUUGAGAGAGCAGAUUUAGAGCUUAACAUGCCAAGGAAAUAAUCACAAACAUAAAGGAACGAAUCUGCCUAGAUGCUGCCGUCCUUUUUUUUCCAGAAACAAAAUUUGUUCUAGCCGUCCUGUACUUUUGUACAUUUUAAUUUAAC
Oldenlandia corymbosa var. corymbosa is the source of this 3135-nucleotide messenger RNA. Lineage: Eukaryota; Viridiplantae; Streptophyta; Magnoliopsida; Gentianales; Rubiaceae. The record is from the annotation of a GenBank genome assembly.